UUAAUCGUUGUCUUUAUUAUGACAGUGUUUUCGGCGUAUCAGAUAGCUCUGUGGAUUACAGACGGGAUGCAGAUGACCAUGUUACAGAGACUGGAACAUUAUAUGAGGGAAAGAAAGAAUCAAAAAAUGAGAUGGAUAAGGACAAGGAUCUUCAUAGUAAACACAACGCCACGACAACAAGUGACUUUUUGAAAAAGCUUCUGGAAACAUACGACCGACGAAUGCGGCCACAUUUUGAUGGUCCGCCAACAGAAGUUACUGUAGAUAUUUAUUUCAGUCGGAUUGACAGUGUGGGUGAAAGAACUAUGGACUUCGGAGCGACGGCCUACAUUCGACAGCAAUGGAAUGAUCCACGUCUGAAGUACGAUGCUGGCAGCCAACAUAUUCCACCAUCAAGCGACCUAAUUGAUAAGAUAUGGGUACCUGACCUGUACUUCCCUAACGAGAAAGCGGCUCAUUUCCACGACCAAACAGUCGACAAUAUCAUGCUGAGAUUUUCUCCGGAAGGUAAUAUACUAUAUAGCAUGAGGCUAAGUUUAACCUUAGUUUGUCAAAUGAGAUUUGACAUGUUUCCAAUGGACAGUCAGUUAUGUGGUAUGCAACUGGAGACGUACGGCUACACAGAAACCGAUCUGCUCCUGUUAUGGAGACAAAAAGAACCUAUACAACUACCGGAGAAUUUAUAUCUGAGUCAGUUUACUAUCACCGACAACCAAACAGUACGAUGUGACAAAACUUAUUAUACAGGCACAUUUUCAUGUAUUGAAGCUACCAUAAAGUUUAAUAGAGCUCUCGGCUACUAUUGGUUGAGUGCCUUCAUUCCCAGCAUCCUCCUCGUCAUAUUAUCAUGGGUCUCGUUUUGGAUAAAUCCACAAGCUGCUCCAGCUCGGGUGUCCCUGGGGACAACUAUUGUACUGACGGUGACUACUCAAGCAAUUGGUGUGCAUGCUUCAAUUCCUAAGGUGUCUUAUGCAACGGCUAUGGAUGUGUGGAUGCUGGCGUGUCUUAUGUUUGUUGUUGCUUCUCUACUCCAGUAUGCCGUAGUAAACUUCGUUUUAACACACAAAGUAGACAAUGCCAAGAAUGAUUUGAAACAGAUGACCCCGGUGACCCCGAUUGUAGGAUUUAAAAAUGAUGCCACCUACAAUGAAGUCAAUGUUUCUUUUCUUGAUUACACUCGGCGGAGAGAUAUGGAGUCCCAGAAACGACGAUGUAAGACGAGUGGCAACCAUAUUGCGGUUACAAUUGAUAAAUUUUCCAGAGUAAUGUUUCCAAUGGCAUUUAUAUUAUUCAACAUUGUAUACUGGAGUUGCACCAAAACAUGA
This is a messenger RNA of Saccoglossus kowalevskii, 1325 nucleotides long. Its product is annotated as glycine receptor subunit alpha-1-like. Gene Ontology annotation, biological process: monoatomic ion transmembrane transport. NCBI's taxonomy places the organism in Eukaryota, Metazoa, Hemichordata, Enteropneusta, Harrimaniidae. Gene Ontology annotation, cellular component: membrane. The record is from RefSeq and is a predicted model, not a curated record. Gene Ontology annotation, molecular function: extracellular ligand-gated monoatomic ion channel activity; transmembrane signaling receptor activity.